Musa acuminata AAA Group (dessert banana) is the source of this 971-nucleotide messenger RNA. RefSeq lists its product as uncharacterized. The record is from RefSeq and is a predicted model, not a curated record. The transcript is spliced from 4 exons. The coding region runs from base 93 to 560 and encodes 155 amino acids. Lineage: Eukaryota; Viridiplantae; Streptophyta; Magnoliopsida; Zingiberales; Musaceae.
UGCAUGAUCAUCAAUAGAAAGAACUGGUGUAUACAGCGACACAGAGAAGCAGAUUGAAGCAGUGAAACAGUUGGUCAAUGAAUUAGUGAAUCAUGGAUUAUAUGAAGUUCUUUGUUAUGAAGAACUUUGCCAACUUAGUAAUCAUGUCAAGAAUCCAGUAUCGGAUGGGAGAUGCCCUCAGCAUGACUAUAUUUUCCACCUCAUCCUUCAACAAGCUUGGGGUUCCACCUGGUGCACCUCCCAAACAACAACCCGAUUACCAUAGACUAGAUACACUAUUGAGUAUUGACAAUCAACAAGCGGUCCAACUUCAGCAGCAGCCACUUGAAGAAUCUUCUGCAUCGGCUGCCAGGAAAUUCCUAAUUCGGCUACAUGAUCAACAGGGUUAUGAUUCAACACCUUCCUAUGGAACAGUGGACAAACUGUCACAAGAAGGAUCCGCCUCUGCUUAUUGUGCACAGAGCGCCUCCACUAACACCCCCAUCUCAGCUAGGUACAGGAGCAAACCUGCGGCUCUGAAUCGAUAUGGCCAAACAACACAACUGAUCCAUCCUAGUUAGUUAUGGGCAGCCUUCACAGAUGCAGAAGUCGCCAUGUACUCCGGUUGUCAAGCAGACUAUAUGCAGAUGGUUGUAGGCAAAAGCGGUCCUGUGGACUGCCGCCGCAUAGCCAACCAGGUUAUAGUCAGCAGCAGCAGCCAUUGACUCAUGGUGAUGAUGGUUAUUCACAGCCUCCUGCAUAUCCUCAAGGACAAUGAUACUCUUUUUUUAUGCUUCUACUGCUGCACCAAUUGUUUCAAAAGUAAUUGUAAGCAAGGCACUCCCAACCUGAUAUUUCCCAGUAAGUCCUUUGUAGGGUUGUGGCCCUUGUGGACCAUUUUAUCAUUGUGCUGGUUCAGUAUCUAAGUGUUAAUGAUAACGGGGCUUUGUAUUGUGUUUUACAGCUUUCCAAUGAUGUGAUUUAGAUUAUCA